CCUGCUCGUGGAAGGGAGGAGGAGGAAUGUGGAAGGCAGCGGCGCGCAGGCUGACAGGCGGUUCCUCAGGCGGGCUGCGGCGGCGGCCGAGGUGCCUCUCCUUCGCCGAGGUUGCGCGCCCCCUCUUCGCCGUGCCCCGGGCCCGCGCGGGAUUGUGCGUCCUCCCCCCUCGUCCCUGAAAGGGAAGGAACAGAGGCAGCGCGGCAACAGUAGCGGCGGCGCCCGGGAGCUCUAGCCAUCGCGGUGUCCCAGUCCCUCCCCCGCCGCACCCCGCCCGGGCAGAGAAGGGAGCGCGAGAGCCCUAGCCGCGGGAGGGCGGCGAAGAUGGCAGAGGCGCCGGCCUCCCCGGCCCCGCUCUCUCCGCUCGAAGUGGAGCUGGACCCGGAGUUCGAGCCUCAGAGCCGGCCGCGCUCCUGUACGUGGCCCCUGCAGAGGCCGGAGCUCCAGGGAAGCCCGGCCAAACCCUCGGGGGAGGUGGCCGCUGACUCCAUGAUCCCCGAGGAGGAGGACGAUGAAGACGACGAGGAAGGCGGUGGUAGGGCCAGCUCAGCCAUGGCGAUCGGAGGCGGUGGGAGCAGCACCCUCGGCACUGGAUUGCUCCUGGAGGACUCGGCCCGGCUGCUGGCUCCCGGAGGGCAGGACCCGGGGUCAGGGCCAGCUGCCGCGGCGGGUGCGCUGAGCGGGGGAACGCAGACGCCGCUGCAGCCUCAGCAGCCACUGCCACCACCGCAGCCAGGGGCGGCUGGGGGCUCCGGGCAGCCGAGGAAGUGCUCGUCGCGGCGGAACGCUUGGGGGAACCUGUCCUACGCCGACCUGAUCACACGCGCCAUCGAGAGUUCCCCCGACAAACGGCUCACUCUGUCCCAGAUCUACGAGUGGAUGGUGCGCUGCGUGCCCUACUUCAAGGAUAAGGGCGACAGCAACAGCUCUGCAGGCUGGAAGACCCUCAAACUGACACAAGACCUACAGAGAAAACCCUUUGCCAAAUCUGCUCUCAACAAGUGGACAGUGAUACUGUUUACAGCUUAACACCUUUGUGAACCCCAUGCCAUUUUCCUGACCCAGCAGAGACUGUUAAUGGCCCCUUACCCCAGGUGAAGCACUUCCUUGGAACAGAACUCUGUAUCUAAAGUAUGCAAAUCUUCCUUGUCCGGGGCCAUGCGCCACCUGCCAGCCAAGGACAGCGUCCUGCCAGCACCGCACCGCCCACCCUCCGUCAGAGCACACCGUGAGCCCCCUUUGGCAAUCGUGUGGUGUUUUCAUAUCGCAGUGGUUUAUGGGAUGUUUUGAGUGGUGUUUUGUGUUUGUUUUCCUUUGACUUUCCGAGUUUUUCACAUGCAUUAACUUGCGGUAUUUUUCUGUUGAUAUGUUAACCAUUCUUCCCCUGGCAGAUUUAAAAACAGAAGGACACUGUACCAGUUACCAUUUUGGCUUUGGGCAUCACAGGGGUUUGAGCCGUGGAACUCCAUAAACUAACAAUUACAUAAACUAGAGGGGGAUGUUCUUUCUUCUUCUGUUCAGUAGAAAACUAUCCUUGUCUAAGAACUGAACAAUGGCACAACUGUUUGCUACGCCAACCAGGCCAGGACUGAACCUGCACGGGCAAAACGAAUGGAACCCGGCCCCCCACUCAGAGUGUUUCAGUUCUGAGUCGGGGGCCUGGGGUGAGACCCCAGCACCUGGUCUGCGGUGGCCGGGUCUGUGGGCUUAGUGUCCUCCUGCCAGUCCCCUCAGCUAAUGCAGGGAUGCUGUGGUGGUUAGAAAUGAGGAUCUUUUCAGGAAGGAAAUCAGCUCAGCUGUCCACUGAUUGCCAAAUGCCACUAAAAGAUUUAGUUUUAGGGAGAAAAGGAAAAAGAGUUCUGUUUUACGUUGCAGAAAAAAAUGAACUUGCAGGUGAGCACUAAGGCCACAGUGAGAAACCUGUGAAAAGUACAAACCCAAGUCAAUGUGGAGGGAGUUCUAGGUUCACCGUUUUCCUAAAGACACACCCUGAUUCUUUCAGCCUUGCUGUGUAUAAUCUGAUCUACUAGAUGUGAGUGAGAGGCAGUAGCAUACAAACUGAUUUUUUAAUUAUAAUCUUAGAUUGUAAUUGUACCAGUGACACAAUGGAGUACAAGAUGGGGCAGUUUCGACUUUCCCCCCCUACUUUCCUGCUUCUAUGGAUUUCAUUUUGUUUUGUUUUCAAAAAGUCACGGUGCUGUAUAGGUGCUUUCUGUUUAACCUGGAACGUGUGAUUAUACUACUACCGUCUUCGGUAGACAGAAUAGUUGGGAACAGCUUUGGUACAUGUGAAACUGGUGUGACGAUGCUCUGAUUAGCACAGCAUAUGCAUACUUCUCCAAAGUGAUAUAUGAAGACUCUUUUCUUUGCAUAAAAUGCAUUAGGCAUAUAAAUGUAUAAAUAUAUGUUACCAUGUACAGUACAAAAAUGGAACAUUCUGCAUGGACGUUAGGAACACAGGCUAGUGCUUCAGCACAGACCUCCCUGCAUGAGUUCUCGCUGGCGCUCGCACCGCGCAGUGGGCACCGGCUCCCUUCCACCAAGACAGACGUGCCGCCUGACCCCCUGCGCUCGCCACCGGCCCCCAGGGGCCCCCUCGUGCACCGUGCUUUAUAAUCCCUCCGGAGUAAUAUUGGUGGUGAUGACAGCUCCUAGCAUAACGAGAGUUCCAUUCGGUAUUGUCACACGCCUCUCCCGCCUCGCUUGGGUUGUCACGUUUGAGCGAUGGCCCUGUUGAUUUCAUCCUGCCUUCUGCUGAACCUGUAAAUUGUUGUGCAGUUGUGGUUAGAGUAGACACGUAGCGUAUCGCCUUUCUAAACUGCUACAAGUUUAUAAUUUUCAUUUUUAAAGUAUGUAUAAUUUUUUAAAUAUAUAUUCUAUUCACAUGGUCUGCUUGUCAGUGAGACAAACUUUUGCUUACUAUAUUUCUUUAUAUGAUGCUAGCCACUUCCUUGAUUCUUUGGUAGCCUGCUUCAUACAAGAACUGUCCAGUAUCGGCGAGAGGGCUGCCUCUCUGGGUACCUAAGCAAUGUUGCCCUGAAUGGGGUUGUAGUUCAGAGUCAGCAGCAGCAGCCUGUGGAGAUGGGGGGUAUUGGAUACAAAGGAGAAUCCAGAGUGCUUCCAACAGGAGGGCGCUGAGAGUUUCUCUCCUAAGCUCAAAGAAAUGAGCAAACUAACAAACUAGCUUUUUGCUUUUACAGUUAGUUUUAUAGAUCCUGGGAGCUACUUCGGGAGUAAGAAAGGCAACCAGCCCUCAAAUGUUUUCAACGUUAAAUGUUGCAUUCCUUUCAGACAUGUGACAUCUCGUUUAUUCUCUCCCCCACCCCCAGUAUUUGUUGGAUUUCAGGCAGAAUGUCUUACAAAAUGUUCCAGAAUCAGAUUAUAAUUUAAAGGACCUGAGGGAGGGACUGACUAAAUAUGAGAGCAGGGCAGCCGCAGGACAGGAAAAUGGAGGGGAAGAGGUGCUUUGAAUUUUUUUUUAAGAUUUUACUUAUUUACUUUUAGAGAGGCGAAGAGAAGGAGAGAAACAUCAAUGCAUCACUGCCUUUUGAGCACCCCUCACCCCACCCCCACCCCCCACCCCCCCAACACUUGGGACCUGGCCUGCAACCCAGGCAUGUGCCCUGACUGGGAAUUGAACCAGCAACACUUUGGUUCACAGGCUGGCAGUCAAUCCACUGAGCCACACCAGCCAGGUGAUUUUUUUCUUUUUCUUUUUAAAUAACAGCAUCUCCAUAUAGAGAGUUGUGGAGCACUGAGGUCAGGGUGAAGUCAGGUGCCAGCAUCAGUCCCAGGAGGGGUCCGAAUGGAACAGUUAGGCUCGUGCAGGAUCAUAGCAGCCCCUCCGUUGUCCUUGGCUCUGCUCGACUGGCCUCCCACCCACAGGCCAGGUUCUGAAGUGGGCGCACUAGACAGAGGUUCGCCCUGAGCCCUCUGCUGCCCAUACUGAGAUCUGCUUUCAGGAAGGACCACCUGUUAGCCACCAUGUGGAGUCCUGAGUGUCAUGGGUUCCUCAAAGUAAGUUUCUGAUCGGGCACAUCUCGGCAGAAUGCUUAGUAGCUUCUGGGGCCUGGCUGCCCUCGUGUUUGCAUUCGGAAGAGAACUGCCUGAGGCAGCCCUUGGCCUCAAAACAAGCUGCUGCAGGGAGCCUUCCACUUUCUGAUGGGACAUUGGAAGGUUGACUGAUAUGGGAAGCAUGACACGUCAUAGGCUUUUGCUGUCCUGGUGCAGGCCCUGACCACCGGGUUCCGUGUACCCCGUUAACUGUGAGUGAUGCUGAGGUCCGUCUCCUGUAAGCGCAUCCUCUGUAAUACAGUGAUGGCUGAAACACAUGUUUAAAAACUUCAGGAGUUUCUUUCCUGUCAACGGGAAUGCCAUGCAUACAUACAGGCAGACUCUGUGUGUUCGGGGUUGGGUUUGGGCCUCGCCUGUGUGUCACUUCCCCUCCCCGGGGAGAGGACCUCUGGGCUCGCUGCUCAGGACAGACAUGCCCACUCUCAGGGUGUCAUCUCAGGUGGUCUCCAAACCUGUCAAAGACGGUAGGCACAGACUUCACCGCUGCCUAAUGGACCCUCCACUUAAAGAAUAAGGAACCUUUGAACCUCACGACUGUUGAGAGAAAAGAAGCCAAGCAGCCCCUUCCAUUGGAGCACUGAAAGCCACGGCUGGUGGGGGGAAAUACAAAUGUUAUCCCCGGCUCGAAUGCAGAAGCAACACCCUGGCAGCUCUGAACUCUGAUUUCCUUCUUCUGGCUGUAUUUGGGGAACAUUGUAUGAUUAGGCAUAAUGUUAUUUUUUUUAAUUGACAAAAGCAAAAUUUUUGACAGAAAUGCAAUCACUGGCUCAGAGGUACAGAGAAGCCAGCCUCUCCUGGAGCUCGGGGGAGGCGGGGCCCUGAAGGGAAGGAAGUCCUCCUGAAGCCCCGUCUGUCAGACAGGACCUCAAAGCGGAUGCCCACGAAAUGAAGAAGAGUGUAUUCUUUUUUAUCCAGGUCUUUCAUGGGUAACAUUUUAUGCAUUCUGAGUGAAUGAAAUAUUUUCCUCUUGUCUAAUCUUAUUUGUAUUUUUCUUUGACAAAUGAUUGGUGAUGAGGCCUCUACCACACUUCAGAAGUAUUUGUGUGGCUGCUUUUAAAAAUUGCUUGUCUGGUCACUUAUUUCUCUAAAAUUAUCUCAUUGCCUGGCAAUCAGUCUUCUCUCGGAUACUUGUCUGAGCACAUCAUUUAUGUACAUGGGAAAUGUAAACAGGUGUGAAGGAGGACCAGAAAAAUUAGUUCAUAUUUUCAAAAAUGUAUUGUGCAUUUUGGCUUCACACGUUGAACUUUUUUAAGAAAAAAAGUUGCAUGAAUGGGGGGAAAAUCUGUAUACAGUAUCUGUAAAACAGUCUUAUCUGUUUCAGUUUCUUGCUCAUACCCCACACAACUAGAAUUAAAUCCGGUGCAUGGCCACAUUCCAACACCCACGAGUCGAGCAGUCAGUGCCCUGGUUCGAAGCGCCUCAUCCUCCCUUCAAAGUGGAUACUAUCAUUGCAUUUUUAUUGAGGAUUUUGUCCAACCCUAUGUUGCCAUGAAUUAACUCUACCGACUUUCUUUUCAAGAAUCAAAGCCAGUUUGAUUUGGGAAUCUUCCCCUUUCCAAAUGAAAUAGAGAUGCAGUACUUAACUUUCCUUGGUGUUUGUAGAUAUUGCCUUGUGUAUUCCAUUUAAAGCAGUAACCUAGUUUGUAAAAGAGAUGGUGACGCAUGUAAAUAAAGCAUCAAUGAACACUC
Artibeus jamaicensis (Jamaican fruit-eating bat) is the source of this 5763-nucleotide messenger RNA. RefSeq names its product forkhead box O3 (gene FOXO3). The transcript is spliced from 3 exons. Gene Ontology annotation, biological process: regulation of transcription by RNA polymerase II. The coding region runs from base 325 to 1029 and encodes 234 amino acids. Gene Ontology annotation, cellular component: nucleus; mitochondrial matrix. Gene Ontology annotation, molecular function: RNA polymerase II cis-regulatory region sequence-specific DNA binding; DNA-binding transcription factor activity, RNA polymerase II-specific. The record is from RefSeq and is a predicted model, not a curated record. NCBI's taxonomy places the organism in Eukaryota, Metazoa, Chordata, Mammalia, Chiroptera, Phyllostomidae.